AUGCCGCCUUCCGUCAAGGUUUGUUAUAUGGAUCCUCUGCAAAUUGUGCCAGAGCAGGACAGAAACUUACAUAAAUCUUCUUCAACCCAGACUGCUCCACUUGACGAGCUUUUUCGUCGUUGUGAUUUUGAUUGGGCAGAGGACGCCGAAGAGGUGGCUACGAAUACCUCCAACACACAUGAAUCUCUCAACUAUUCUUUGCCAGAGGCAAACCUUCACAAUGAAAUCCAUCCCAUUCCUCGCCAUCUCAUACAGCCCAAGUAUAAACCAUCACUUGCAACUAUUGACGAAGAGGUGUGGGAUGAGGCAUGGGGUCGGGGUUAUGGGUCGCCUCCAAGACAUGGCGAGCUGGAUGAGGAUAUACUUCCAUCCAGCCCCAACCCGGACUUCAAUACGGUUGCCGAACAUGCGCUAAACAACAUUUUUGCAGAUAGACAGGCCUGGAUUGAUGUUGAUGAGGGAAUACAUCACUUUAACUGGAUGGGUCUACGGGUGUACACCCACAGCGCGACCUCCCCAUCCGAUUCCCUUGCUAUCAUUUUAGCGCAACCGAAGAACCCACAGGGAAGUGAGAUGUGGCGGAUUCACUCAGUUCUCAACCGAGCCUCUCACUAUAUUGACCCAGUGCUUGUACUUUUGGAUGGCACAGACGAAAGUUUGUUCGAGCUCCGGGGCACGAAGCUUGUACGCGAAUCGACCGGACGGGUCUUCAAGUUUUAUUCCCCACAUGGAAAAUGGACGAAGGAUGAGAGCGACAGAAACGACGAAACAAUCACUGAUUUUGGCAGCACCCAGACAUACGAAGAACCAGAUUUGGCUGUCGGCAAUGGCUUUGUGGAGUCUAGUGUCAUUCGCUCACUAUCCCAGUGGCAGGAGUGCCGCGAUGAAGCUUUUGAGACAUCUGAGGAAUUGAGGCGGCUUCCGCGGAAAUUAACUUGGGAGAAAAUGCCCUCGCCUUUGCGACAAUGUGAAACAAUUCCAACCCCAGCAAGCUCCGAGCCAUCAUGCCAUCAGAUCAUCAAUCAGGCCAAGAGACCGCCUCGUAAGAUCACCACCUGUGUUCUCGGAGCACCCAGUGAGGAAUAUUUCUCUUUCCCGACUCCUACUUUUGGUCGACGUGGCCUAACCAGAAAAUCUCUUGACAAGGCUCGUCGGGGAUUACAAUCCAUGUUUAGUUCGCUGAAGAGCACCUUGUAUUAG
This is a messenger RNA of Penicillium coprophilum, 1200 nucleotides long. RefSeq lists its product as uncharacterized. The record is from RefSeq and is a predicted model, not a curated record. The transcript has a single exon. Lineage: Eukaryota; Fungi; Ascomycota; Eurotiomycetes; Eurotiales; Aspergillaceae. Bases 1 to 1200 code for a protein of 399 amino acids.